CUCGCUCGUUCUCUCGCUCGCUGCUGCACAGAGGCGAGUCGAAGCGAGUCGGCGGGAGUGGACGUCGUCAGUCGGCUGCGCGGUUCCGUGGUGUGCCGCGGUGGUUACAUCCUCGUCGCCGCAGAGUGUGCUUUUUUACCUGCCGAUCACGCGCCGUCUGCUACGACAACUGGCCUCCCUCUCUCUCUCUCUCUCUCUCCGGUCGUGUAACGCAAACAUCCGGUCGGUCGGUCUCCACGAAAAUGGCCGCGUGCUGAGAGAAGCUAAUCUCCAGCUCGACGACGAAGAACGUGAUCUCCUCGGCGGCUGCGGCCGAGCUUGCGGUGCUGUUCCCGGAUUCGAGGGUUUAUCUGCCGACGAUGACGUCGGCGCGCGGACGUCUCGGAUAAGGUCCUCCCGGGAGCCGCCAGGAACCGUCGGGGAAGAGCGGGAAGCGAGCCAGAUCGGCCGCGGGCAGGAGCGACUGGACGCCCAUGCCGGUCGACGGCAGGACUCAGCAGGAGGGUCUCAGGAGCGCGAGAGGAAAAACCGCCGGUGAAAAGCGCGGAAGCGCGUGGUGAAGGACCUUUUCGUCCUUUACGAGCGAGCACAAAGGCUACUUACCGCAGAGACGCGCACCCGCGGAAGAAGGGGCAAGAUGUCGCGAGGGAGAGCGGAUCGACCGACGACGUUCGCGUCGUCCUUGGCGCUGCUGCUGCUGCUGAUGACGAUGUCCUGGAGAACAACAAGCGCUCAUGUGGCGCUUACGUUCCCGAAGGCUAGGCAGUAUGACCUGGACUUUCUGGAUAACGCCAGGACUCCGGCACCCUGCGGUAUGCCGCGAGGCAGCGUCAAGACGUCGUUACUGGCAGGAAGCAAUUUCAGCGUCACGUGGCACCUCGCCUAUCCCCAUAGGGGAGGCUACCGGCUUCAAAUCUUGGACAAUCUCGACAGGCCUCUGCUCGAUUUGACGCCCGUCACGCAGAACAGCGAAUUUGUCGAGAAUGACGCUACUGCGCAGAACUACACCGUGCAGCUGCCACCGGAUUUCACCUGUACCGACUGCACCGUCAGACUGCAGCGGGAGGCCGAGGAAUGGGGCUCCAGUUACAGAUUUUGGUCGUGUUCGGACAUCGACGUCCUCGAGAAGAAACUUUACCACGAGGACUGUAGCGGCCACGGACGUUACCUACUGGGCAAGUGCAGGUGCGAUCGUCUCUAUCACGGCGCGAGGUGCGAAUUUAAGGAGGAGUGCCUGGACGACUCGGAUUGCGGUAUUCAGGGCACGUGCAUCGACAACGGCGGCACGACCGCGCCUACCAAGCACUGCUACUGCAACACCGGCUGGUUUGGCCCGGGUUGCGCGAAGAGAUCACCGGUGAAGAGCAUCGACGUGGACAUGGGCGCGUACACGAUGAAGCGUUUCUCUGACGACGUCAUAUUCUACUGGAGGAUCCUGAAAGACAUCAGGGAGCUGGAAGGUGUCCUCAUAGCGAACUCAACUACGUGGAUCGCAAUCGGUUGGCGGCCCAGCGACCUGGGCCCGACUUGCCGAUCCUUUCCGAAGAUCGAGGAUCGCUCGAAGGACGAGCCGCUGCCGCAACCGGAACCGAAACUGGAACCGGUCGCCGAGCCGAGAUCGACAUCCAAGCCGGAGCCUCAUGCGGAACCGAAACCGGAACCGGAGGCUGAGCCCGGCCUGGAAGCCGAGAAAUCAGGGGCGAAGAGGAGAUCGGCCAAAGCGGACUCCACGACGUUCAGUUUAACGUCGCGACCGGACUUCGACGUUACCGUGCAAACCAGCGUGACUUAUCAAGUCAGCACGAAGCAAGGUCGCCGACGAAGAUCCCCAGAACCGACCUCGAUAUCCGCGAACGGGAAACAACCGGUCGUCGAGUCCAGCGUUCACGUCGAGAGUCAAGAGCCGAAAUCCGAGCCAGAACCAAAAUCCGAGCCGGGAGCCAUCUCUGAACCAGAGCCGAGCUCUGAGCCAGAACCAACUUCUGAGCCGGAACCGAGCUCUGAGCCGGAGCCGAGCUCUGAGCCGGAACCGAGCUCUGAGCCGGAACCGACUUCUGAGCCGGAACCGACCUCUGUGCCAAAACCGAGCUCCGAGCCGGAACCGAGCUCCGAACCAGAACCGAGCUCUGAGCCGAAAUCUGAGCCAGAACCAAAAACCGAGCCGGAACCGAGCUCCGAACCGGAACCAAGCUCUGAGCCGGAGCCGAGUUCCGUGCCGGAACCAAAUUCCGAGCCAGAACCCACCUCUGAACCAGAACCAAAGUCCGAGCCUGAACCCACUUCUGAGCCGGAACCGAAAUCCGAGCCUGAGCCCAGCUCUGAGCCAGAACCGAAAUCCGAGCCAGAGCCAAAAUCCGAGAAUCCAGAACCCGGUUCUGUACCGGAACCCAGCUCGGAACCGGAGCCAAGUGUGGGUCCGAAGUCGGGAGCGACGAAAGCAUCGUUACCGGCGCCGGGGCACAGGUACACACCCAAGCACGACUUCAAUCCCAUGGACUGCACGGACAUCAUCAUCGGGAUGGCGCGAGGGACGAGUUACAGGAUCGGCGAUUAUUACACGAGAGACAGGUCGACGCCCCGUAAGGACGAAUACUGGGGCGGAAGGGACAGCCUGACGGCCGCGUACGGUUACGAGCGCGACGGCGUCACGACGAUGCUCUUCCGCAGGAAAUUGGCCGUGAUCGAGCCGACCGAUCACGAGAUCCGCGACAGCAGUAUGCAGGUGAUUUGGGCGAAAGGUCAAGAGCCCGGCAAGUACGUGCAUCAGCCAGCCAGCGGGAUCGAAAAGGCCAAGGUCAGCGUCAAAGACUUCUACAAGGUCGACGAGCUUAAAUAUCACGGGCAUGGAAUGCAGCGGGGCACGGCGACGAUGAAUUUCUUCGACGAAGCUAAGAAGCCGGAAUUCGCCGGAGGUGUAACGCUAAAAGACGGUACCUGUGGCGGUCAAUGGCGUUAUCCGAGAAAUUGCUUGCCGGAGAAUGGCACUUGCGAGUAUGCCAUACAAUGGACGUACAAGGGUAGAAAGGAUCUAAUAACGUUCGUUAUAUCCACGACGAAUACCAACACGUGGACCGGAGUUGGAUUCUCCGACGACGGCAGUAUGUCGCAAACCGACGCCGUGCUCGGCUGGGUCGACAAGAGCAACGGCCGAGCUUUCGUGAUGGACACUUGGAUCAGCGGCUACAAUGCACCAUUGUUGGAUCCCUCGCAGGACGUGUACAAUAUCAGCGGCCAUAUCGUAAACGGCGUGACCACGCUCAGAUUUUCGAGGAAGCGCGUGACGAAGGAUAGCAGGGACCUUUCGUUCACGGAUGAUCACUGCUUGUAUAUGAUGUUCCCGGUAAAGGGCGGCAUAUUCAAUCCGAUCAAUAAGAAGAUCCGAAAGCACGACGCGAAACCGGUUGUCUCGUCCGAUAGAAUAUGUAUCAAGUCCUGCGGCUUGGAAGAAAUCGAAGAACAGACUACGCCCGCACCGCCGAGAUUGCAUUACGAUAUUGAAGUCAAGCUUGUCAAUCUGGGCGACGGUUUUAUGGCUCCCACGCCCGGCAGUCCCGACUUCGAGGUGAUCUCGAACACGAUAUCGGAGAGCUUCGGACCGGUCUUCGAGAAGCUCCCGGGCUAUUAUCAAGUCCGACUUGACGAGCUACGAAGAGACAACGAACAGGGAGUGAUAGCGCACAUGAAUCUGAUUCUCGAUAAGAAUGAGGCCAAGGGGAGAUCCUUGAAGCCCGCGGACACCGGCAUGGAAGCGGAAAAGGCGUUACGUGAGGCACUCGUGACCGGCAAGGUCGGAGUACUCAGCGUCGACCCGCAGUAUUUGGUCGUUAGAGCACCCCGAGUGAACGAAAUAGAAUUGGACGAUGAGUACGACUUACCGCCUUCCUCGCCGGACUUAUUCCCGGGUGCGACGAAGCUCUACAUCGUGGUAGGUUGCGUGGCAGCGUUGUUAGCCCUGGCAUUGCUACAGGCCAGCUGCACCCUCUACAGAAGCUCGAAGAAACGAGCGACUAAGGAACGUUUGAUCGCCAGCAACGCCUGGAAGGAUUACGCGUCGGGUGCGAACACGAACUUCGCGUUCGAGGCGUUCGAGACGGAGGAGAAGGCGCCGCCGCCGCCGGUCUCCAGCUUGCCGCGACCCAGGGAGCUGGCCGGCAACGGCACCACCGGCAUGAAUGGCACCGAUGCCGUCGAAGGGCCCAACAGGAUAGUCGGUCCCAGGGCGACCUACAGUCUGCCCCGCGCGCCCGGCUCCAGGCACUCCGCGCCGAUCCAGCCUGCUGGCUACUACACUCAGGAUCGCAGGGAUCACUAUCAGCGCGCCAAGAGUCUGCACAAUCCGACGGGCGCUGCUGCACAGGCGAACCAACCGGACUUCUACUUCAUGCCGAGCCAGCGGAAGUACAGCGGCGAGGUCGUGCGCGUUUACGUGGACUACGGCAGCCAGGUGCCGAAGUAAAAUCCGAGGAGGAGAAGAGCGUCCCGAUCCAGCGAAUCCUUCCUCUCGAUGGUAUCGUGAGAGAGAAAGAAAGAGAGGAGAGAAACGAUUCAUCUUGCCCGCUUCCACCGAGAGACGGACGACCUGUACAUACCUCGUCAGUGACGAAGGACGAGCGAGGGAAAGAGAAUUCGCGGUCCCUGCGCGGUGCUAUUAUCUCUACUUCUUCCCCCUUUCCCCACGUGACUUCUCUCUCCUCCCGGCGGAGAGAGCCAGUCGGUCGGCUCUUGUCGAGCCACCGAGAGGGAGGUCUCCGUGUACGGAAGCGUACGAGUGGCGCUUACGACCAAAGAAGCUUAUCCAUAGGACGCGCGCGCGGUUCUGUACAGAGUGCGCGAACUCCGCUCCGUCGGACUUUCGUGCUUUUCGUGGUGGAACUGAUCGCGUGAUUAUCGUUAGUCAUCACGAUCCAAGGAUCCUCGAGACUGUAUCUAGCGGCUUGGAUACUUCCGUGGGUUCUCGAGGGUCCACGAGAGAGGCGACGGGCCUCAAUAUUGGAUCUCGAGAAGCCGUGGUGGCGGCUUCGAGGACCUUGGAACAUGAAGAUCCAGCGGCCCCAGCGGAAACCCGAGGAUUCCACGACGGGAAGAUUCGCGUACCUGAAGUUACGUCGCUCGGCGAAUACACGCGCGCAUCUAUCCGAGUACCGACACGCCCAACAAGCAAGCAAGUGCAUCUACUUAAGAGCGAGCAUGGACGUUUGAGCAAUAAAACAUUUGUACAUUUUUCCUCGACAGA
Molecule: messenger RNA, 5233 nt
Organism: Dinoponera quadriceps
Lineage: Eukaryota; Metazoa; Arthropoda; Insecta; Hymenoptera; Formicidae
Gene: nahoda
Exons: 17
Coding region: 638-4456 (1272 amino acids)
Source: RefSeq, a predicted model, not a curated record